UGUUCCCACCCUCUCUUGAUUGUAGGACGUUUAUUUCUUUCUUUUAUUCUGCAAAUCUGCGUCGUUCUGCUUGUGUAACAGUAGACCGUUUUCCAAAGCAAAGAGCCAUGGUUCAAGCCAAGACCUGGGUCCUGACCCAUCAUUUUGAAGGCUUUCCGAAGGACAGCAACUUUGAGUUGAAGCUAGAGACGCUGCCUGAGCCUAAAGACGGAGAGGUUCUUCUGGAGGCAUUGUUUCUCAGUGUGGACCCAUACAUGAGACCGUUCAGCCGAGUGCGGAUGAACGAGGGGGAAGUGAUGAUCGGAACUCAAGUGGCCAAGGUGAUCCGGAGCAACAACCCGGUCUUCCCUCUGGGAUGCCACGUGGUCGGCAGAUGCGGCUGGAGGACUCACACCGUGUCCGACGGGGCCGGCCUGACCCACCUACUGUCUGACUGGCCGCAAGAUGUCUCCAUGUCCCUGGCUCUGGGGGCCGUCGGCAUGCCCGGGUUGACAGCCCUGUACGGUCUAGAGGAGGUGCUUGGGCUGAAGGCCGGGGAGACACUGCUAGUGAACGCUGCGGCCGGGGCAGUGGGCUCCAUCGUCGGCCAGAUCGCGAAGAUCAAGGGCUGCAGGGUGGUGGGCUCCGCCGGUUCUGACGCCAAGGUGGCCUUUCUCAAAGAGCUGGGCUUCGAUGAGGCUUUCAACUAUAAAACCGUUGGCUCUCUGGAGGAGGCCCUGAAAAGCGCAUCGCCCAGUGGAUACGACUGCUUCUUUGAGAACGUGGGAGGCCCCUUUUCCAGUGUGGCUAUCCCUCAGAUGAAGGAAUAUGGAAGGAUCGCUGUGUGUGGCAGCAUCUCUACCUAUAACGACGCCACUCCACAGACAGGCCCAUACCCCCACCUGACCAUGAUCUUCAAGCAGUUGAAGAUGGAGGGCUUCAUGGUGAGCAGGUGGGAGCAUAAGAAACCAGAGGGUCUGCGUAGACUGAUCACUUGGAUGAGAGAGGGGAAACUGCAGUGUCGAGAGCAUGUCACUGAAGGUUUUGAGAAUAUGCCUGCAGCCUUUAUGGGAAUGCUACAGGGAGGAAACAUUGGGAAAGCAAUUGUCAAAGUUUGAGGGGGCCUCAAUAGAUACUCUAUAACCCACAGAAUUUAGGGAAGAUUUUAAUCUACAUACAGUAAUAGCUAAAAUGUAACCCUAACAUUGCAUUCUGGAAUUGUUUUAUUGUAAAGUACAUUCAUAACACCUGGAAAAUCAUUGUUUUAUUGUAAAGUACACUAUUACACCAAAUUAUUACUUUGUCUGAUUUAUUAAAGUAUUUCAAAGGUU
This is a messenger RNA of Esox lucius (northern pike), 1310 nucleotides long. RefSeq names its product prostaglandin reductase 1. Bases 108 to 1097 code for a protein of 329 amino acids. The record is from RefSeq and is a predicted model, not a curated record. Gene Ontology annotation, molecular function: 2-alkenal reductase [NAD(P)H] activity; 15-oxoprostaglandin 13-reductase [NAD(P)+] activity. Gene Ontology annotation, cellular component: cytoplasm. The transcript has 10 exons. Lineage: Eukaryota; Metazoa; Chordata; Actinopteri; Esociformes; Esocidae. Gene Ontology annotation, biological process: prostaglandin metabolic process.